AUGGCACCAACACCCGUCCCAAUCCCCCUCUUCGCCCAAGCACAACGAGACCUUUUACUCAAAGAGCACGAAGCCGAAAAGCUCUCGUCUGCGCUCGCCGCAAGCUCGACAAACACAGUCUCGCCGGCCACGCGCCGCACGCUACAAGCCUCGGGAUAUGCACUCACGGGUAUCAUACUAUCGCAAUGCCGAACGGGUAUGGGCGGAAGAGUCGUGGGCGAGUUUGAGCCUGACGCAGCGGUGCUCUCGUCGGUGGACGGCGAAGGCGGCGACGGACAACCGCGCUUAGCUGCUCAUGGAAUUAGGGUUGGAGAUGUUGUCCGCGUUCUUGAAAUUGCGUCGGGGAAGAAACCUGGGAAGGAGAGCAAAGAUGGGUCCAAACCAGGCUCUUCGAGUAAUGGGGCCGAGGGGGUGGUUACAAAAGUGUCGGAAAAGGGUCUUUCGGUUGCCUUUGGACAGAGUGGUGGUGGUGGAUCAAAUUCAAAGGCAGAGGAAGAGGUAGUGGAUGACCUCUGGGGGAAGAAGUUGUGGCUAGUGAAACUUGCCAACGACGUGACACAUCGACGACUCAACCAGACCAUGGAGAAGAUGGAAAAAAUGACAGAAUCAGACCACACGUACUUUAUGAGGGUUCUGUUUGGCCAUCAGACGCCAUCGUCUCCUGAUUACGAUUCCAUUGGCCAGCUGGACUUUAUCGAUCCGACUCUGAACGAUUCCCAGAAAGAGGCGAUACGAUUUGCUUUGGCAUCGAAAGAAAUCUCCUUGAUCCAUGGGCCUCCAGGAACCGGAAAGACACACACUUUAAUCGAGCUUAUUCUACAACUAACUCGCCGGAACAAGAGGAUAUUAGUCUGUGGGCCGUCCAACAUAUCAGUCGACAACAUCGUCGAACGACUUACUCCUCACAAAGUCCCGAUUGUGAGAGUCGGACACCCUGCUCGACUUCUUCCGUCAGUCUUGAGCCAGUCUCUCGAGGUCCUUACGCAAACGUCAGAUGCCGCAGAGAUUGUCAGGGAUGUGAGGAAGGAGAUUGAUCAGAAACAAGCAAGCAUCCGCAAGACAAGGAACGGUCGAGAGCGACGGGAAAUAUAUGGUGAUUUGAAGGAACUGCGCAAGGAAUUCAGGCAGCGAGAGUCGAAAUGCGUCGACAACUUGGUGACGGGAAGUAAAGUAGUCCUUGCUACAUUACACGGCGCGGGCGGCUAUCAGCUCAAAACCCAGAAAUUCGACGUUGUCAUCAUCGACGAGGCCAGUCAGGCAUUGGAAGCGCAGUGCUGGAUUCCAUUAUUAUCUGCCCCGAGGGCAGUGCUAGCAGGUGAUCACCUACAACUGCCACCCACGAUCAAAUCAACAAACAUGAAAACAAAAGAGAAAUCAGAAAAUAAAAAGCCCAAAAAUACCGAGAGUGAAAAUUCGCCUGCUUUAAAGGGAAUCACCCUUGAGAAGACCAUGUUUGAUCGAUUGCUCGACCUGCAUGGCCCAUCAAUCAAACGAAUGCUGACAACUCAGUACCGAAUGCAUGAAAAAAUCAUGAGAUUUCCGUCCGAUGAGCUUUACGAGGGUAAACUUAUGGCAGCAGAUGCAGUGAAAGAGCGUCUCUUGAAGGAUCUUCCGUAUGGAGUGGAAGAUAAUGACGACACGCGGGAGCCGGUUGUCUUCAUAGACACCCAAGGGGGCGACUUUCCAGAAAAGACCGAAGACGAAGACGCCACGAAGAAGAGCAGCUUGCUCGGCGAGAGCAAAAGCAACGAAAUGGAAGCUGCAUUGGCCGUUAGGCAUGUGGAGGGUCUAAUAGAUGCAGGGGUCAAAGCGGAAGAUAUUGCCGUUGUGACUCCUUACAACGCGCAAGUAGCGCUGAUUUCCCAGUCCUUGAAGGAGAAAUACCCCGGUAUUGAAAUAGGAAGUGUGGACGGUUUCCAAGGACGAGAGAAGGAGGCGAUUGUUGUUAGUUUGGUCAGGAGUAAUGAGAAACACGAGGUCGGGUUUCUAGGAGAGAAACGUCGAUUAAACGUUGCUAUGACACGUCCCAAGAGACAUCUUUGCGUUUGCGGGGAUUCCGAAACAAUCAGCAAGGGUAGCAAGUUCCUCAAACAUUGGAUGGACUUUUUGGAAGAGCACGCUGAUCUACGAUAUCCUGACGCAAGCGAGCUACUUUGA
Messenger RNA from Talaromyces rugulosus, 2157 nucleotides. RefSeq lists its product as uncharacterized. The transcript is spliced from 4 exons. Gene Ontology annotation, molecular function: 5'-3' DNA helicase activity; DNA binding; ATP hydrolysis activity. The record is from RefSeq and is a predicted model, not a curated record. The coding region runs from base 1 to 2157 and encodes 718 amino acids. NCBI's taxonomy places the organism in Eukaryota, Fungi, Ascomycota, Eurotiomycetes, Eurotiales, Trichocomaceae.